This is a messenger RNA of Rotaria sordida, 501 nucleotides long. NCBI's taxonomy places the organism in Eukaryota, Metazoa, Rotifera, Eurotatoria, Philodinida, Philodinidae. The record is from the annotation of a GenBank genome assembly.
AUGAAUUUUAAUUUAUGUUAUUAUAAAUAUUUUUGUCGAGUUAUUUGUUUAAGCAUACGUCAAUCAAUUAUCAAUAAUCGUUUCAUCUCAACGGCACUACCUGACAGUUGGUAUAAACGUUUACCAUCAGUAGACGAAAAAGAUAUUGAAGAAAAAGCUAUCAAAGGCUCAGGACCCGGUGGACAAGCAAUAAAUAAAACACAGAAUUGUUGUCAAAUAAAACAUAUUCCAACGGGUAUUGUUGUCACAUGUCAACAAACUCGUUUUAUGGAAAGAAAUCGUUUUCUCGCACUUCGUCAAUUACAAGAAAGACUUGACGUUUAUUACAACGGUGAUCAAAGUCUUGUUGCACAAUAUAAACGAGAAAAAAGUGAAAGAAAAGAAGCAAAACGUAUAGAAACAAAGAAAAUUUUAGAAAAAAAACGUGCAUUUAAAUCCGAACAAGAUAUUUAUUCAAAUAGUAAUACUAAUGAUAAAUUAUCAGACAAACCAAUUGAAUAA